Molecule: messenger RNA, 1926 nt
Organism: Papaver somniferum (opium poppy)
Lineage: Eukaryota; Viridiplantae; Streptophyta; Magnoliopsida; Ranunculales; Papaveraceae
Product: pentatricopeptide repeat-containing protein At1g63330-like
Exons: 1
Coding region: 1-1830 (609 amino acids)
Molecular function (GO): protein binding
Source: RefSeq, a predicted model, not a curated record
AUGAGUCUGGUUCAAAAAUUAAAGCUUAAUAGUACCAGAGUUAUCUCUAGUUAUCAUCAUCAAUCAUUUGUGAGAGAUUAUUAUGGUUCAGGAGGUAACAAGAGCAGAAGAAUAUCACAGCUCGAGAGUUUUGUGCAGGAUGAGUGUAAGUCUGGUAGGAUUAAGAAACUUGAUGAUGGUUUAAGAUACUUUGAUCAAUUAAUUUUGAUAAGGCCAUUACCUUCUAAUGGUACAUUUAAUCAUGUAUUGGGUUCAUUAACGAAGAUCAAGUGCUAUUCAGAUGUCAUUAUGUUGUAUAAGAAUAUGAGUUUGGUUGGGAUACAACCCAGUAUUUAUACAUUGAGCAUUUUGAUUAAUUGCUGUUGUCAAUUAGGAAAAGUGAUUUAUGGUUUUUGUUUGCUUGGAGAGAUUAUUAAGAGAGGUCAUCAUCCUGAUGUUAUCACAUUCACUACACUGAUUAAAGGGUUGUGCCUUCAGGGGAAGAUUGAUUAUGCAUUCAAAGUGUUUGCUAAAAUGACUCAACCAGGUAUUCAACCUAAUGAGUUUACAUGUAAUACUCUUAUACACGGGAUUUGUUCAACUGGUCAAGUAGGUCUUGCUCUUCAGAUAAAAAACAAGAUUCCAAAAUGGAAUUGCAGACCAAAUGUUGUUUCAUAUUUUGUGAUAAUUGAUGCUCCUUGUAAAGGAGGUUUAGUUGAUGAAGCUUUGGUUCUCUUCUCUCAAAUGCACAGAGAUUUGGAAGUUAUUCCAAAUGUAGUUGUUUACAGUUCUUUGGUCAACGGACUUUGUAAUUCAUGCCGGUUAAAUGAGGCAAAGAAACUCUUAGGCGAGAUGGUCAAUAGAGGAAUUUUAGCAGAUGUAAACACAUAUACUUGUAUGAUUCAUGGGCAUUGCCUACAUGGUCAGCAGGAAGAAGCAAGAAGAUAUUUUGAUGAAAUGAUGCAUCAGGGAAUUUCACCAAAUACGGUUACUUUUAAUAUCUUGAUAGAUUCACAUUGUAAAGAAGGGAACAUGAAAGAUGCUUGGGGGAUAUUUAAAUUGAUGCACAAGAUAGAUAUAGAGCCUAAUCAGAUUACUUACAGCUCAAUGAUCGAUGGUCUGUGUUUGGCAGGUCAAUUGCAAGAUGCGGUCGAACUGUUUAACUUGAUGGUAGAUAAGGGCCUUCAACCAGAUGUUUUCAGUUGCAAUAUAUUAGUCGAUGGGUAUUGCAAGAACCGUAAGUUGGAUGAAGCUACGCAGCUAUUCAAGAAAAUGAAAGAAAAUGGAUUGGAACCCACAACAGUUACUUACAAUAUCCUAUUAAGGGGACUAUACCAGGAUGGAAGAAUGAAGCCUGCUCAGAGGUUCUUUACUGAGAUGCAAUCUUUUGGUGUAUCUCCAAAUGAAGUCACAUACUGUACAAUUUUGGAUGGUCUCUGCAAGAAUGGAAAAAUUGCGGAGGCAAUGGAAUUGCUCGAAUCCAUGGAGGGUAGUGGCAUCUUACCUAAUGUUGAAAUGUAUAAUAUCCUUAUUCAUGGUUUGUUUUGGGUUCGCCUGUUGGAAGAUGCAAGAAAACUGUAUAAUGAGAUUCCAGAAAAAGGAUUAGUUCCUAAUGUGGUAACAUAUAACACAAUGAUAGGUGGCCUCUGUUAUCACAGGAUGUUCUUGGAGGCUAACAAGUUAAUCAUCCAAAUGGACGAGAAAAAUUGCUUACCAAAUUCUAGAACAUAUGGUACCAUCAUCAAGGGUUUUCUAUCACCGGUAGUUAAUUCAGGAUUCUUUGCAGAUAUAUUGUGGCUCAAAUUAGGAUUAUUCUUCUUUGCAUGUAAUUGUAUAUAUUACUUAGAAUAGUUAGCCAAAUAGUAUAUAGCAUUAGUUCUAUAUUUUGUUGCCUGUUAUAGGCUGUACAAUGAUCUUAUUUAUACAGAAUGAAAUGAAUAGAGAAGG